This is a messenger RNA of Lodderomyces elongisporus, 687 nucleotides long. It is a transcript of the gene VPS24, whose product is annotated as ESCRT-III subunit protein. The record is from RefSeq and is a predicted model, not a curated record. Gene Ontology annotation, cellular component: multivesicular body; ESCRT III complex. The transcript has 2 exons. The coding region runs from base 1 to 687 and encodes 228 amino acids. Gene Ontology annotation, biological process: protein transport; late endosome to vacuole transport; endosome transport via multivesicular body sorting pathway. NCBI's taxonomy places the organism in Eukaryota, Fungi, Ascomycota, Pichiomycetes, Serinales, Debaryomycetaceae.
AUGGAAUUUAUCAAGAACCAAAUAUGGGGGCCCGACCCCAAGGAGCAAAUGAGGAAGAUCAACCAACUACUUCGCAAAAACAAGCGAGAGAUUGACCGUUCCUUAAAUCAACUACAGCCUUUGAAGAAAAAGACCGAAGGGCUUAUAAAGAAGGCAGCAAAGGAAAAGGAUUACAAAACGGCCAAACUAUAUGCUAAGGAGUAUAUCAAUAUCAAUCGACAGUACAACAAGCUAUACACAUCAAGAACUAGAAUAGAAUCGAUCACAAUGGCAAUAAACGAACAGUGGCAAAUGAAUAAACUUACAAAAUCUAUUGGUGCAUCAACCUUAGUGAUGAAAGAUGUUAAUCUGUUGAUCCACAUUGGUGCCGUAUCACAAACCAUGCAAGAGUUGUCAAAGGAACUAACAAAAGCUGGAGUGAUUAAUGAAAUGAUGGACGAUAUGGUUGACUUGGAGAUUGAAGACGAAGAAUUGGAAGGUGAGUCGCAAGAAGAGGUUAACAAGAUUAUUACCAGCUUGACCGAGGAUAAAUUCAACAAAAUUGAGUCGGGAGUUCCGCAAGUAGAGUUUGAAGACAAGGAACAUGAGGCAACAGAGAGGGUUGGCGAAGCAGACGAAGAAGAGGAAGAAGAGGAAGAUAAUAUUGCAAUUGAUGAAAUGAGACAAAGGUUAAAGGCUUUGCAGUAA